CCAAAACGCAAACCCGUAGUCGCAACCCAAACCUCUUUUCUCCUCCACCACAACCUUAAACCACCGUCUUCCGCCGUCGUCGUCGCCGCUGCUUCUGCCAGAACUGCGCUAAAUCGUUGAGGCGGCAUUCUCAGCUAAUAUGAAAGCUUCUCGACGCAAAAAUAUUGACAAGGGGGAACAACAACCCAAAAAGAAGAUGAAAAUAUCAGUGCAACAGAGAAAAAGAAGUAGUGGUACAGAGGAGGAAGGGAACUAUCCAAAUAUUGACUACUUCAAUAAGCUAUCUGAUGAUGUUAUAACCUCUCUUUUUCUGAGAUGCACCCUCAAGUCAUUAUCCAUGUUAAGGUGUACAUCCAAGUUGUGGAAUAACUUUAUUAUUAGUUCUUCGUUCCUUCAUUUACACCUGACACAAUCAACACAAAAUGGCCCUAAACUUCUUUUUUUGGAAAGAAUAAGUCUUCACCCGGCAAAAUCGUCCACGUUACGGUUUAUUUCAAUUGACAUGGAUGGAAGCAGGGAGGAGUUAUACACUGUCACUGUCCCUGAUGACCAACUCGCAUGUGCCAGAAUGCAAGUACGCUUUGGGUUGGUUUGCCUUUCAACAGAUUGUCGUCUUUAUUUGUGCAAUCCUGCCCAGCAACAAUUGUGUGAAUUGCCGGAAUAUUCACUUUCUGCUACCCCUGGAUACUGGCAUUUUGGGUUUGCAUAUCUUCACUCAAGGAAGGAAUACAAAGUGGUGCAUUUUUUCUAUACCUUUCCUUCAAUGACUGAAAGGUGGUGUCAUCGUGGCAAGCUUCGGGUUUCACAUCUAAAAUGUGAGGUUCUUACCAUAAAUAAGGUCGGUGGCAUUUCUUUUAAUAGAUGGAAAGAAAUUGCAGACCGGCCUCCUUGUCAUCCGAGAUCUGUAGGACAGUUAGUAAAUGAAUGUAUGUAUUGGUGGACUUAUUGUGUUCCUCGCGCCCGUGUUAAUCAAAUUCUUUCAUUUGAUUUUGAAACUGAAAAAUUCCUUGCUAUAUCUCCUCCUCCAUCACCUUUUGAAGGUGAUGUGGGCUUGUUUGUGAUGGAUUUGAAAGGGAUGCUUUGCGUGCCAGACGCUGCUCGCUUCCACAGGAGUUCAAUUUUAGACCUGUGGAUACUCAAGGAUAAAAUAAGUUGCACUUGGGUAAAGGAGUAUAGCAUCCGUUUGAUCGACUUUGGGUUUAAGAAGAUUACGAAUGUCUUCAUGACAUGCAAUGAAGAAAUAAUAUUCCAUCAUUUGGGUAAAGUGGUCUUCUAUGACCUAAAAAGAAAAUCCUUCAGAGAAGUGGAAGCACUUUCACAUCGGUUCUUUCCUUAUGGAGUUUACUCGAAAAGCUUGUUUUCUUUAGGAACCAUAUAGGUCGGUCCUUCCUAAAGUUCUCCACGGAAGACACUGCCACCAUCCAAUCAAACCUCCACUUUACCUGCCAAAUCUUGAUACUCAAUCAAGGACCUCCAUUUUCAAGUUUGUUAGCUUCAGCUGGCAUUUUCUUUUCGUAAUUUAGUUUCUUAUUUUCUGUUAUAUUAUUUUUUUUAGUACAGUGCUGAGCAUAACAGGUAGUAUAGAGCUCAUGAAUCAAAUACUUGAAUUGCACCAUGAUUAUUGCUAGUAUUCUCCCUAAGCUUGUCCUCUCAUUUAUUGAUAGCAGCCAUCUGCAGAACCAGAGCUGAAACCAAGGAGCAAACCUUAUUCGAUGAAGUUUGUAGAUUCAUAUUUCAAGUAUUAUUGUGAAUUUGGA
Messenger RNA from Solanum tuberosum (potato), 1757 nucleotides. Its product is annotated as F-box protein CPR30-like. Bases 140 to 1378 code for a protein of 412 amino acids. Gene Ontology annotation, molecular function: protein binding. The record is from RefSeq and is a predicted model, not a curated record. The transcript has 2 exons. Lineage: Eukaryota; Viridiplantae; Streptophyta; Magnoliopsida; Solanales; Solanaceae.